Messenger RNA from Brassica oleracea var. oleracea, 1013 nucleotides. RefSeq lists its product as uncharacterized. The coding region runs from base 456 to 851 and encodes 131 amino acids. The transcript is spliced from 6 exons. Lineage: Eukaryota; Viridiplantae; Streptophyta; Magnoliopsida; Brassicales; Brassicaceae. The record is from RefSeq and is a predicted model, not a curated record.
GACUCACAGCCUGUCAAGCUCCACAAUCAACUUGAAUCAAUGGGAGGUGAUCCAAGGGUUCUGGUUGCAACCAGUAUCAACCCCAAAAUUGUGGGAGGUCAUCUGUUUCUGAAUGCCACUUCAGGCACACGCAUAUAUUUUGACAAGGAAACCAUCGCAGGGGAGACUUCUACAGGCUGGUUGCCCAAGACACUGGGCUUGCGCCAGCAGCUCCAUUGCUUAAGGGCUACGACAAGGUGGAAUCCCUGAGCAUAGCUGAUCUCAAUGAAUUUGUCAAUUCUGCUUCCUCUCAGGAGAUUGAUUUCAUCUGCACUGAGAAGGCCACUGGUAUCAAGCUGGACAAAGGAUGGUGCUAUGUUUCUUGCUCCAACUGUACCAAGAAGCUCCAACGCACUGUCUCGCUUUCACAUGUCUGGAUUGUAAUAAUACUAAUGCUGUUGGUGUUCUGAAGACUGAUGUAUCGGGUGGAGAUGUCCAUUGCAGAUGAAACUGCUGAAGGCCUCUUUGUUUGUUUUGAUGGGGUUAUGACAAAACUGCAUAAUAUGAGACCCUAUGAAGCUUGCCAUCUUUUGGCACCUCCAUUUGUUGCAGACAUGGAGGGUAAAACCUACAAGUUCCAGGUCAAGGUCAGUGCAUACAACUUCACUGAAAACCAUCAAAUUUUUACGAUCUCCUGCAUCCUUAGUGAAGGUGACCGUAUGCCGCUCCCUCAGUUUUUUGUCAAUGGAGGUGAUGAUGACAAUGGAGACGACAACAGUGGUGCCAUCUCGGUUGGUGUUAAGGUGGAGACUGGUGGUAGCAGUCAGGUGCAAGGAUCCUCGGGAAUUAAGAAGAAGGCACGUACGGCAUAGGUGGAGAGGAUUGGAUACUUGAAGUUGUGCAGUAUUUUCCGCUUUCAGUAAUGCUUACGCAUGUGUUUUUUUAUCCAUGUUUUGUUGACCACUUAAUCUUUGAAUCUUGGUUAUUUUAUAUUUGGUUACAGACAAGCUUUAUUAAAUCUAUCACGUUUUCCA